AUGUCGUUCUUCAAGAAGCUCACCGAGGAAUUCAAGGAGCUCAAAGCCAGCUUCGACGAUAGCGGCAAGGACAAGAAGGACGAGAAGAAGGACAGUGAGGUCAAGCCGGAGAAGACGGCCGAGGGCACUCGUGAGGGCGGCUCUGGUCCACCACCAUACGGCGGCAGCGAUUCCUACGGCCAGCACCAGCAGCAGUAUGGUGGACCGCCUUCGCAGUACCAGCAGGCGCCACCCUCGCAGUAUCCCCAAGCACCACCUUCGCAGUACGAUCAACCCCCGUACGGCCAGCAGUACAGCAACCCGCCCCCACCACCUUCAGGUGCUGCUCCACCCGGCCAGCCUCAGCUGCCACCAGGAUGGAUCUCGCAGUGGGAUCACAACAGCCAGCGCUACUACUACGUAGAGCAAGCCACCGGUCGCACUCAGUGGGACGCCCCUCAGAAUCACAACUACAGCUCCCCACCUCCGCAGGGUGGCUACGCACCUCCUCCAACUGGCCCUGGUGGCUAUCAUGAGCAGUUGCGUGAUCAGGGUGGUGCCAGCGGUUUCUACAACCAAUACGGUGGCGCUAUGCCUGCACAGGGCUACAACAACCCACCGCACCAGGACAACGCUCAGCAGUACUACGGUGACGUUGCGAAGACAGAGAAGAAGAAGGAGGACCACAGCACCCGAAACAUGCUUUUGGCGGGUGCUGGUGGUCUCGCGGUUGGUGGCCUUGCUGUUGCUGCGCUCGAUGAUGACAGCGACGAUGAGCACAAGGCCGCACCUCCUGCUGCCGCCCCAUCAUUCGACCCCGGUGCUGGCUCAUCAGCUGCUGGUUACGGUGCGCCCGCUGCUGGCUACGGAGCAGAUCCAUCAUACGGCGGCUACCCACCUGCCGCGCCUCCACCGGGCGACGAGUCCGACCGCGAGAGUCUCGUGGAAGCUCGCCAAGACUACAACGAGGCCGUGGAAGCUGCCGCCGACUCAGAUGCCAGCAGCAGCGACCUGGAGGAGCUGCAGGAAGCUCGUGAGGACUACGAGGAGGCUGCUGAGGACUACUAUGAGGACUAA
Molecule: messenger RNA, 1056 nt
Organism: Zasmidium cellare ATCC 36951
Lineage: Eukaryota; Fungi; Ascomycota; Dothideomycetes; Mycosphaerellales; Mycosphaerellaceae
Exons: 2
Coding region: 1-1056 (351 amino acids)
Molecular function (GO): protein binding
Source: RefSeq, a predicted model, not a curated record